This is a messenger RNA of Rhodotorula toruloides NP11, 1251 nucleotides long. Its product is annotated as Spt20 family protein. Gene Ontology annotation, molecular function: transcription coregulator activity. NCBI's taxonomy places the organism in Eukaryota, Fungi, Basidiomycota, Microbotryomycetes, Sporidiobolales, Sporidiobolaceae. The record is from RefSeq and is a predicted model, not a curated record. The transcript has 4 exons. Gene Ontology annotation, biological process: regulation of transcription by RNA polymerase II. Gene Ontology annotation, cellular component: SAGA complex. Bases 1 to 1251 code for a protein of 416 amino acids.
AUGUCUUCAGGAGCGACAUACAACGUCACGCGCUUCACGCGCCAAGUCCUGAAGCGACACCGUCGAGCACCUCCCUCUCUCGUGAUCCACCUCUACCCGACGCACUUCCGCUUCGAGCACCAGCAUGGCAACUUUGCGUACGACUCGCCUAUGAAGUGCUUCCUCGAGGCCGUGCGGGAACAGAAGCUGCCGACGGACUUGCUCGAGGUGUUGGACGAGUCGGGCGUGGUCUACUACGAUGGCUGCCUCAUCGUCGAGGUGCACGACCACCGCGACUCGGCACCCGCCUCAGGCGCUUCUCGAGCCAGCCUCUCCCUCUCCCUCAGCCAGGCUCGCGAGACGCCCGCCAUGAGCCGAGCAGAGGUAUACCGCAUCGUCCUCGCGCCGAAUCCUGCGACGUUGUGGACCGAGUUGGGCAUCAUGAGCCGGCGGAUGGAGCAGGAGGCAGCGGCGGAGGGGAGGGAGGACACGGUUGGCUGGACGGAGGAGGAGGCGCUUGAGGCCGAGUCGGUCAUCCUGAAUCGGACGAUGCCUCCGCUUUGCCUCUCGCCCUCCAUGCAGACGAACCGAGUCGCCAACUCCAUGCUCCGCGCCACGACGUUGCGACCGCCCAAGCGGAAACGUUUUUGUAGCUCUGGGGAUUGCGAGGACGACGAAGACGGCGAGGAGGGACAGAAGAAGGAGCGGGAAGAACACGAGAAGCUGAUGAAGGUCGGGGACGAGGGGGUGCCGAGAACGAAGGGUCCUGCCUUCUCGCGCCUUGCUUUCAUCCAGGCGUACCGAGAACGGCAGAACAACCCGACUCUCGCCGCUCAGCCGGGCUCGAGCGCAACGUCGAUUCGCUUGGGAGGCGCUUCCGCCGCAGCCGCUCCCGCCCAAGCUGGGCCCGUGCCGACCCCGCGCGGACAGUCGCGAGCCGUCUCGCCGGCCGCUUCGACCGCCUCGGGGCGACCGCAGAAGAAGAAGGCAGGCGACGGUAUGAGCGACUCGGGCUCUGCGAUCGGCGGUGCGGUCAACACGGCCGCGCAACAGAAGAAGGCGGCGCAGCUGGCGGGCCAGGUCCAGGACCCGGCCGAGCGCGAGCGGGCUAUCCUCGAGAAGAAGCGGAUCCAGCAGCAACAGAAGCGGGCGCAGGCGGCGCGGCGGAAAGAGAGGAAGAAGCAGGAGCAGGAGCAGGCGAGGUUGGCCGGCGACUUGCAGGUGGGGACGCCCGGCAGCAGUGCGGCGGGGACGCCAACGGCGUGGCAGUAA